This is a messenger RNA of Pogona vitticeps (central bearded dragon), 5215 nucleotides long. It is a transcript of the gene NACA, whose product is annotated as nascent polypeptide associated complex subunit alpha. Gene Ontology annotation, cellular component: nascent polypeptide-associated complex. NCBI's taxonomy places the organism in Eukaryota, Metazoa, Chordata, Lepidosauria, Squamata, Agamidae. The record is from RefSeq and is a predicted model, not a curated record.
AAGACAACAUCGGCUCGCAACGUAAGCCCUCUGAGACACCACGGAGCUGUCCCAACGCAAUCGUAUCCACGCCCUCCACUCCGACGGAAGCCCCCCCUGAGUUCCGCCGGUUGUGCUCGGGCGACAGGCGCCUCGAGGCUUCGGCAAGCCCUUGUGCUCCGGUUCGCGACACUCCUGGCAAGCCCUGGCAUUCAUUCUCUGCACUUACUACCCAACCGGCUCCCUCUCCCCGGCUCCCCCGCGGCACCGGGCCCACAGGAGGCGGCCCUCUGGGCGUCGCGGAGGUUCUUCCCCCUCUCCCGCCCUCGCCCUGAAACACCGAGGGCCGCCUCGCCGAACGCGACGCCCAAGAGGAAGGAGGCGCAGCGGGCUGACGCGCCAAGGCCCCCCCCGGAGGGACCCGGAAGCUGUUCUCCCUCAGCCCGGAAGUUGCCUUUCUCCCCCGCCUCUCGCUCUCUUUCUGCAGCCAUCUUGCGACCUGCUCGCCGUGGACAAAAUGCCUGGUGAAGCCACAGAAACUGUCCCAGCAACAGAACAGGAACUGCCACAGCCUCAGGCUGAGACAGUAACUCACGUUCCUGGGGGCCCCCUGGAAGCGAUGCUGACAACUGAAGCGUCCAGCCCAGUUGCCACCAAGAAUCCUGAGGUGGCAGGCAAGGGUACUCAGGCUGAGACUACUCUAGAGCCUUCAGCUCCUGUCAUUCCUCCCCCCUUUGCUGGCGUUCCCGAAGCGCCUGCAGCUUGCUUUCCUGAGCCUCCCAUUCAAGCACCAGCUGCUGUUUCAAGCUCUUCUGUUUCUAGAGCUGCUCAUCCUUCCUCUUCAUCCCAUGAUGCUAACUGCCCUCCUGCUGGACUUGGCCCUUUCAGUACUCCACCGGCACCUGCUGGCUUCACAGCACCUUCUGGCCAGCCUUUCUCCCUCCUGGCUGCCCCGUCUGUUCCCUCAAUGCCUGUUGGGAAUAUUACGAGUGCUGUCUUGCCUUCUGCUUUUCCAGCUGGGGCAGUUCAGACUCCUCCUCCUCCCUUGAAACCCUCAAAUUUGGCUGCUUCUGCACAAAUAGCUAGUCCCUCAUCUCCAAGCAUACCUCCUCCAGCCCCAGUAUUUUCCCCUGAGUCUCUCUGUGCCCCUUCUCUGUCUUCCCCUGUCACAACAAUGCCCGCUGUUCCUUCAGUCUCAGUUUCUCAGAUCCCACCCCCAGCCCCAGCUCCUUUCAUUCUCCCUGUAGCUCCUGUUUCUCCUUCUUUGACUCCAACUCCCACUGUUCCUCCUGUUGCUUCAAGCCCCAUUUCUACUUCUGUUGACCUUCCCAUCAGCCCCACAGUCCCUCCCAGCUCCCAUCUUCCAGUUUCUGCUCCUGUGGCCCCAUCAUCUGUUUCCUCCCCUGUUCCUUCAGUGUGUGCAUUUGCUCCCUGCCCAUCCCCACCGCCUCCUUUUCCUACCCCUACAGCCCCUUCUUCACUCCCUGCUCCUCCUGGCCUAGGGGCUCCCAUUUCACCUUCUGUGUCCUCUCCCCACAUUGCUAAACCUCAUGAUGUGGUGCAGCCGGUAUCUCCUCUCAGCCCUAUGGCCUUUCCAGUGCUUGCAUCUAAUCCCAUUGCCCCUCUGAGCUCUACUUGCCAGCCCAUGACUCCUCCUUUGGCAUCUAUUUCUAGACCUACAGUACCCACAUAUUCCUCUGUAGCAUCUGCCGGCCUUCCUGGGGCUUCUCGGUCUCCAUCACUCCCUGCUCCUAGAGCAUUCAUACCUUCAGGACCUUCUGUGAAGUCUGCUUUUGGCCCUAGGGCCUCAGUAGGGCCAUCUGGAACCCCACUGGUACCUGCUGGGCUAUCUCCAAAACUUGUUCCUGGCCCUCCUCUGGCCCCCACAGGGUCUGCGUCUAGUCUCAUGGCCCCUACUGGAUCGCCUUCUGGUCUUGUAAUGCCUCCUCUGGCCCCAACAACCAUUGGUUCUCCUUCCGUGGCACCUGCUGAGCCACCUGUAAAACCUGCUUCGGGGCCUGCAGAGUAUGAGUCUACUCCUAUAGGUCUGACUCAGGCAAAGCCUGUGGCCAUUUCUGGGCCCACAUCACCUUCUCUGACCCCUGCAGGACCUGCUGCUGGUCCUAUAUGCCCUUCCGUACUUGCUUCAGCACCGGUGCCACCUGUUUCUAGCCCUGCAGCUCCUCCUCUGGUUCAAGCAAGCCUCUCUUCUGCUCCUGUGGUGCCUCCUGAGCUGCCUGUAAAAUCUACUUCUGGACUUACAACUCCUCCAGUGGCCUGCGCGGGGCCUGUUCCCAUAGCCCUUCCAGUGCCUGCUUCUAGUCUUGUAGCUCCUCCUCUGGCUCAAGCAAGGCCCACUUCUGGUCCUAUGGCUCCUGCUGGGCCACCUAUAAAACCUACUUCUGGGCCUGUGCCACCAUCUGUGACCCCUGCAAUACCUAGUCUAACACCAGUCUUACCUGUUUCUGGCCCUGCACCUCCUCCUCUGGCUCAGCCAAGCCCCUCUUCGGCUCCUGUGGCACCUCCUGAGCCACCUGUAAAACCGGCUUCUUGCCCUGUUAUUCCUCCUCUUGUCCCAGCAGGGCUUGUUUCUAAUCCUGCAGCUGCUGCAGGGCCUGCCCCUACACCUUUGGCAGGGGCAGGACUCCCUACAAAGCCCCCUUCCCCUUCAGACUCUGUUUCUGGCCCUGGAGCUCUUCCUGUGGGCGAAAAAGGCAUGAUUUCUGGUUUGGUGGCAUCUAGAGAAGCAAAGCCUGCCACUGGCUCUGUGACCCCAGCAAGGCCUGAUUCUAAGCCAGAGGUAGCUGCAGGGCCUGCUGGUAAUGUAGCUUGCCCUUCAGAGGCUACCUCUGGCUCUCUAGCCCAAGCAAGGGCUGCCCCUGCAGGGCCACCUUCAAAAUCUGUUUCUGGUCCUGUAACUCCUCCAGUAGCCCCAGUUCUUAAUCUUGUGGCACCUGUUUCAAAGUCUGUGACUCCUGCUUUGGCCCCCAUUUCUGGGGAUGUGGCCCAAGAACUACCAGCUCCUCAACCAUUGGCAGCUGGAGGGCUUCCUAUAAAACCCACCCCUUCAGCAGCUGCAUCUGGCCCUGAGCCCUCACCAGGGCCUCUUUUGCCACCUAUUUCUGGCCCUGUGCCAGUAACUCUGGUAGGGUCUCCUCCAACACCACUGGCACCAGCAGUGACACCUGUUUCUCCUUCAGGGCCUAUACAUGCUUCUGCAGCCCCAGCAGAACAUGCUUCUAGUUCUGUGACACAUGGUGCCCAACCUUUCGUUCCUGCCACUAGCACUGUAGCCCCUUCUGUAGCCCCAGCAGUGCCUGCAGCUAAGCCAGUGGCACCAGGAGUGCCCCCUGUGACAUCUCCUGCCUCCUCCACAGCUUCUCUUCCUUUAGUUAGUCCUCCAGGGCCUCUCCCAGCAGCAGCUAUUCCUCAGGACCCAGCAGGACAGGCACUUGCCACACCACCCACGAAACCUGCUUCUCCUGUGGCAUCUCCUUCUGACCAGGUGUCCCUAGUGGAGCCUGGUUCUAGUCUUGUAACUACCCUAGUGCAGCCAUCUGCAAAUCUUCCUGUGGCUCCAGAAGGAAUUACUUUUGGGUCAGUGGCACCCACAGCACCACCUGAGAAGCCUGCUUCUCCUUCAGUACCAAUUUCUGGCCCUGUAGCAUCUCAGACUGUGACACCUCCUUCGGCACCUCCUUCAGGGCCUCUAGCACCACCGGUGGGCCCAACAAGCCUUGCUUCUAGUCCUAUGGCUCAUUCCCCUGGCCUUGUAACUUCUCCUAUGGUCCCAGCACCCCCUGCUUCAAAUCCUUUGACACCUGUUCAGCCUGUGCUCUCUUCUGUGCCUGCCACUGUACCCCUUGCUGUCUCUGCUUCGGUGACCCCUGCUGCUUCUCUUUCUAAGCCUCUAGUGGCUUCUGCUUCUGGCCCAGUAGCUUCUCUGGUAUCAUCUGUCACCCCUUCUUCUGGCACUCCCUCUGUCACCUCUCCGUCAGCUUCUCCUGUGUCCUCCGUAGCACCAUCUCCUGCUACUUCAGUGGCUCCCAGCCCAGUCUCUGCUCCCAAAUCAUCACUUGCCCUUGGUGACUCUGCUCCCUUAGCCCUGGGAGUGUCCCAGGUUUCUGCCACCCCUGCUGGAGAGAUAGUAACUCCACAAAAACAUCUGGCCUCUGCUGAUCUCUCUCUUUCUGGCCCAGUUACAGGCACACUCACUCAACCUGCUUCUGCUGCGCUGCCUCCUGCAUCCCCUGUGAAAAAACUAACUCCCUCCUCUGUGCCUCCUAAGUCAUUGCCUGUUUCAUCUUCAUCUGAUGUACCAUCAGAAGUACCCUCCCAACCCCCCAUCCCCUUCUCCACUGUCUUUGAAGACGACGAGCUACCACCUUUGAUCCCUCCAGAGGUGCCUGCUGGGGAGCCACCUCUGCAGCCAGUCCUGGUGGAUUUCUCUCCUAAACCAGCGGUGGCUCUGGCUGAGGUCCCAGCAACUUCUCCUCUUCUUCUUCCUCCUCCUCCUCCUGCCAAACAGCCUGUCCUGAAGAAUGACAAGGGGUCUGGAACAGAAUCAGACAGCGAUGAAUCGGUGCCAGAACUUGAAGAACAAGACUCCACACAGGCCACAACACAGCAGGCACAGCUUGCAGCUGCAGCUGAAAUAGAUGAAGAACCAGUUAGCAAAGCAAAACAGAGCCGGAGUGAAAAGAAAGCACGGAAGGCAAUGUCCAAGCUUGGCCUUCGUCAGGUCACAGGUGUAACCAGAGUUACUAUCCGGAAGUCCAAGAAUAUCCUCUUUGUCAUCACUAAGCCAGAUGUAUAUAAAAGUCCUGCAUCAGAUACUUAUAUAGUCUUUGGUGAAGCAAAGAUUGAAGAUUUGUCACAGCAAGCACAGCUGGCUGCUGCAGAGAAAUUUAAAGUACAAGGAGAAGCUGUUUCAAACAUUCAAGAAAACACACAGACGCCUACUGUACAAGAAGAAAGUGAAGAGGAGGAGGUUGACGAGACUGGUGUUGAGGUGAAAGACAUUGAGUUAGUGAUGUCGCAAGCGAACGUUUCCCGGGCAAAAGCCGUCCGUGCUCUGAAGAAUAACAGUAAUGAUAUUGUAAACGCUAUUAUGGAAUUGACGAUGUAGCCACCCAGAAAGGGGAACUUUUUGGUGUUACAGAGGAGAGCAAAUUGCAGCUGGCGUUAAAAUUUGUACUAUUUCUAUCAGUUAAUAAAAGUUGUGGUUUAAAGGGUU